This is a messenger RNA of Argentina anserina (silverweed cinquefoil), 985 nucleotides long. RefSeq lists its product as uncharacterized. The transcript has 6 exons. The record is from RefSeq and is a predicted model, not a curated record. Bases 77 to 802 code for a protein of 241 amino acids. NCBI's taxonomy places the organism in Eukaryota, Viridiplantae, Streptophyta, Magnoliopsida, Rosales, Rosaceae.
CCAGCCUCCUUCCAGCGGAGGUGACCAGCUCACUCACUCUGUAACAAACACCUCCAAAAUCCCCAAAAUCGCCAAAAUGUCAAAGCUGGGUGGUCUUCUUCGAACCCCAUUCAGAUCAACCCUCGCCGCCCGGCCACAAAACCAUCACCACCUCCUCCCUUCCCUCCUCCGCGACCCGCCGCGACGCUUCUCCACCGCAGCGGAGCAACCGCCUCAGAACCCCGCACCCGGACAACCACCUCCGUCGCCGGAUGCAACAGUCGACCAAUUUGUUCGAACCCCAAACGCAGAUGCGGCGGUUUAUGGGAAAUUGAUUGGGAUUACGAGGAACACGUUGAAGACCGACAUUGUGAACUUGCUGGAAGGCUGCAAUCUGACUCUGGACGAUGUUAAAGUCCAGUACAAUACGAUUUUCGUGCCCAACGGAAUGAUGGUGCAAUUUCGGUCUCAAAGAGCUUUUGAGAAUGCAAUUAGGGUGCUUCGAAGUCGGGGCCUGGCCCAGAUGUUCAGAUUGGAAAGGUCUGAUCGACAGAGGUGGGAAUCUGUGCCUUGUUAUGAUGGAAAAACUGUAUUAAUUCAGGGACUCCCUCUAAUAUCAUAUGCGGAAGACGUGGAGCGCUUUCUGUCUGGAACUUCAUAUCAAUCCUCUUCCAUUAAAAUCUUUUUGAGACAAGCUCAACCGGAACCCAUUAAAGCUGCCGUUGUUCUGUUUCCUUCACCAAUCCAGGCGAUGAAUGCAUACAUCACAAGGAACAGAGGCUACAUUCGAAACAAUCAAGUGUUGAUGCGUGUUCUCCAGUAAUGUGUUUUGGUUUCUUCGUUCCUUUCGUCACUGUAGCAUGUCUAGGAGACAUAAGAUGAGGAUAGGAUACAUAGUUUUACUUUCUCAUUGUGAUUGACAUGUAGUUAUAAACCUAAGAUAUUCUACCCUCUUAUAGCAUGCUACAAAUUUUUCCCUCAAUAGCGAAAUUGUGCUUAUGGUUUC